Molecule: messenger RNA, 1466 nt
Organism: Lolium perenne
Lineage: Eukaryota; Viridiplantae; Streptophyta; Magnoliopsida; Poales; Poaceae
Product: probable pectate lyase 4
Molecular function (GO): pectate lyase activity
Source: RefSeq, a predicted model, not a curated record
GAGAGCGUGCGUUUGGAUUCGUCUCCAAAUUUGGUGAAAUCCAACCCAGUGCAGCCCGAUCUACGCGGCGGCACGGGCGCACAGGCCUAAUUUCGUCGACCCUCGUUCCUGUCAUGGGCGCCUCCUCUUUCUCCCGCCUCUGCUGCUGCUGGAUCUCCUGCAACUCCGCCUCCCGCCAUCCCCCUCCCCCUCCUGCCGCCGCCGCAGCCUACCUCCCCUGCCCCCACAUGGAGCCGCAGCCGGAGCCCCACCGCCCCUCUCAGCCGAGGCUGCCGUACGCCGACGCCGACCGCACCCUCCGCGCGCUCGCCGCCGGCGCCGAGGGCUUCGGCCGCCACGCCGUCGGCGGCCUCCACGGCGCCCUCUACCACGUCACCUCCCUCCAAGAUGACGGGCACGGGACGCUCCGGGAGGCGUGCCGCGCCAAGGAGCCGCUGUGGGUCGUCUUCGAGGUCUCCGGCACCAUCCACCUCCAGACCUACCUCCGGGUCUCCUCCCACAAGACCAUCGACGGCCGCGGGCAGCGCGUGAAGCUCACCGGCAAGGGCCUCCAGCUCAAGGACUGCCACCACGUCAUCGUCUGCAACCUCGAGUUCGAGGGCGGCCGCGGCCACGACGUCGACGGCAUCCAGAUCAAGCCCAACUCCACCAACAUCUGGAUCGACCGCUGCUCACUCGCCGACUACGACGACGGGCUCAUCGACAUCACGAGGCAGAGCACCGACAUCACCGUCUCAAGAUGCCACUUCGCAAGGCAUGACAAGACGAUGCUGAUCGGCGCAGACCCCACGCACGUCGGCGACAGAUGCAUCAGGGUCACCAUCCACCACUGCUUCUUCGACGGCACGCGGCAGAGGCACCCGCGCCUGCGCUUCGGCAAAGUCCACCUCUACAACAACUACACCAGGAACUGGGGCAUUUACGCUGUUUGCGCUAGCGUCGAAGCUCAGAUUGUGUCUCAGUGUAACAUAUACGAAGGGGGGGAGAAGAAGACGGUCUUCAAAUACAUGCCAGAGAAGGCUGCUGACAGGGAAGAAACAGCGGCUGGGUCGAUCAGGUCGGAAGGCGACGCGUUUCUUCACGGGGCGCUGCCGUGCCUGGUCGACGGCCCAGGCGUCGAGAGCGUCUUCAGGCCGGAGGAUUACUACGACAAGUGGACCAUGGAGGUGGCGUCGCCGGCUCUCAAGGAGGUUAUUCAGCUCUGCGCUGGGUGGCAACCUGUGCCCAGACCACCAGACUGCUAACGAUGUAGUGGAAUUCAGGUUCAGGUCCAAGCGCUGCAAACCAAGACCCAUGACGGUUCAUUCUGUCACGUAAUUGUUUCGUCUUCUCACUCCUCUCCUAGGAUUGUAUUAAACAUUUGGCGUGUGAUAUGAAUUAUGAUGGAUCUUGAACGAGUAGAACAUGUAAAAUAUCUUGUAGAAAAAUAUUCCUCUAGUGGAGCAAAGGAUGUUCUUAUUAAAUCA